Molecule: messenger RNA, 1890 nt
Organism: Metarhizium brunneum ARSEF 3297
Lineage: Eukaryota; Fungi; Ascomycota; Sordariomycetes; Hypocreales; Clavicipitaceae
Source: RefSeq, a predicted model, not a curated record
AUGCAAAGCGAUUCUGUGAGCCGGACACAGGAUGCUGGUCAGCUUGACGCUCCUCGCCAAACUCCUACAUUUUUGUCCGCCAACCCGAACUCAAAUUCCGACGAAGCUAGUGAAUUACCGCCAGCUGCUGUGGAACAAGUCCAACACCAAUACCCCUAUCAACCUGGCCCCUUGCAGCAAACCCCAGCGCAAGCUACGAUGGCAUACCAACAACCGCAGGGCCACCAAGAGGCUUUCGACCUAGCUCCGAUGAAUAACACGUUGCUCGCCAUUAAUUACCGACCACAGUAUUCAACUCAAUAUCUUCAAGGCCAUAGCCAACCAUUUAGCUCAACCACAUCACCGCCCAUGGCUCAUCAAAUGACCCCUAUGCCACAGUAUGGUGGUGCAGCCAUUCCGAUGCCAAACCAAGCAUAUUAUGUCCAACAACAGCAGAUCCCUCAAUACUAUUCAACCAGUCACCUAUCUCAGGUCCAACACCCAAUACCGGUGCAGGGACGCCAGGAUAUGGUUUACUAUCACAACCAGAUGUUGAUGAGUCCUGCUCAAACGAGCUUCUACUAUCCCCACAAUGGCCAGUAUUCAGGCCAUCCACCAGCAAUGCCUACAAUGGUAUCGGGAGUAUUUGUAGAUGGUGUUUCGAAAUCUCAAUCUCGCAGUCCUCCGCAUCAGGCGAAUGGAAAUGUUGCUGCUAGAAGACCAUACGACCAAGACGCGCCUUCAGCAACGCAGAAUACAGUCCGGGGCCCUCCAAGAAAACCGCGACAGAGCGGCCACGCUCUUUGGAUCGGUAACCUACCACCUCAGACCAACCUAAUGGCCUUGGUUCAUCACGUGUACCAAGUAACACCCGGAAUGGAAUCUUUAUUCCUGAUUUCCAAGAGCAAUUGUGCCUUCGCCAAUUUUAAAGAUGAGUCUGCUUGCUCCACUGCACAACAAAAUCUACACGAUUCCAAAUUCCAGUCUGUCCGACUCGUCAGCCGAUUACGAAAAAGUGCAGUUGAGGGUUCCACAGGUAGCACCGUGCCUACUGGUCCUGCUGUUAAUUCGACGCCAUCAAAAACACAGGGAGGCAUUGACAUAGAGAGUGUUAAUGAUGACUCGGAGAAAAAGAAUCCUCCUACAGAGUCAGAACUUGUUGCCAAACUCGCUUUACCAGUGGCCAGGCGCGAUAGUAAAUCUCACCAGUACGAGGACAAAUUCUUCGUCUUAAAGAGCUUGACAACGGAAGAUUUGGAUCUAAGUGUGCAAACCGGUAUUUGGGCGACGCAAUCACACAACGAGAACAACCUCAAUGAUGCGUUUCAGGCAAGUCGGCCGAUAAGUGAACUAGGACUUGAUAUAUCUAAUAAAUCAGGCGAGUAUUUCGGAUACGCACGUAUGAUUUCCGAAAUCAACGAAGAUCCUGCCGCCGCAAUCAAGUUCGCACCAAAAGUUGCAUCUACUGCCAAUGUCGAUCUUCCGAUAGCGAUUCCCACAGAUGCCACUGAGCAUGCCCCCAGGGGCAAAAUCAUAGAUGAUUCCGCACGAGGCACAAUAUUCUGGGAGGCGGAACGAGACGAUUCUGAAACCGAAUCUGAUAUGGAGAGCGAAAGCACAAGUGACAACGCCAAUGGUACAGAAGAUGAAACAAAGACAUGGGGAAAGCCAUUCAAGUUAGAAUGGCUCUCCACCAGUCGUCUUCCCUUCUUCCGAACUAGGGGUUUGCGGAACCCUUGGAAUUCAAACCGAGAGGUCAAAAUCGCUAGAGACGGCACCGAGCUAGAGCCGGCUGUUGGGCGAAGGUUAAUUGGUCUGUUCAACCGCGUACAGAAUCCAACCAUUGUUGCAACUUCUGCACGUGCACAAAUGAACUUUGCGCCUGGAUAUCCAAUGAUGCGACCAUAUUAA